AUGCCAAAGCAAGACAUUUAUCAGCUUCACCCAAACGGCUGGGAGAGCGACCCAGAAGUAGAAAUUCGCAAAGUAACCACGCUCGACUAUUUGGCAGCCUGCGUCUAUACGAACUAUGCUGCUUUUUUUAGGUUGGAUGAUGAUAAGAAGCAAUUGGCUGCUUCUACGCUGAAGGCUGGCCUCGAGCGGACUAUUACGCAAAUUAGACAUCUUAUUGGCACGAUCGAGAAAGAUGAAGAGAAAGGUGGUCACGUGUUCAUCAAGAAGAAGGAUAGCACAGUUCCUUUUCACGUUCAGUGGCUCGACUCGCCUGAGGACAAGGAUAAAUAUCCGUCCUUCGAUGAUCUCGAAAAGGCUAAUUUUGGAUCCGUGGCCAUGGGCGACCUCAAGAUUUGGAGUGUUGAACCUAUGACAUACGGGGAGAAGCCAGAGUCGCACCCUGACAAUCAUCCAAUCAUUUCAGCUUUCAAAGCUAACUUCAUUCGUGGUGGCCUAGUCCUGAAUAUGCACUUUCAUCAUUACGCCUGCGAUGUGAUGGGCAUGUCUGGAUUUGUAGAGCAAUUGGCCGAUAAUUGCUACGCCAUCGUGAAUAACACUCCGUUUCCUCCUUGGAGCGAUAACCACUUUGGCGUCCCGAACUUUAUCAAAGAUCUACCUCCCGAGGACCAGAUGAUUGACGGCCCUCCUCAGCCCCAGCGUCAUCCAGACCAUAUCGGGGCUACGAUGUACUUGUUUCACCUACCUAAGAGCAAAGCAGCGGAGUUGAAGAAGCUAGCUAGCCCCCACGACGGUACUUGGAUCUCAACUUAUGAUGCCUUCAUGGCAUUCCUCUUUCGGACGUCGACCCGGCUUCGCGCUCCCUUCUUUAAGCCAGAUAUGUCAUCGAAUGUCGCCUGGGCUCAAUCAAUGGAUAUGCGCAGACGGCUUCACACCCCAAAGUGUCCACCCCGCAUGCAAGGAAAUGUGUACUUCGUGGCGUCGACUACAAUGACUAACGUCCAACAGCCAACUGUUGCGCAGAUCAUUUCUGAAUGGCCCUUGUCUAGGCUGGCGCAAUACAUUCGUCAGAUGACCGACGAAGUAACCCAGGAACGUGUGGAUGAGGUGCUUAACCAGCUAGCACCGAUACGUGAUAAGCCAGCAUUGAUGACCCGCACAGAUUCAUUCCCACCAUUGUCAAACCUCCAGACUGACCACCGUGACGUCAAGGUCACCUUGUGCGAUUUUGGAUUUGGCAAGCCGAUCGGGUAUCGACAUGUCAUAGAUGUGGUCACUGAGAAUCUUACAUUUGUGUACCCGCCGCGCGACAGGUCCCCUGAAUCAGACGAGGGUCCUGAGCUCAGCAUCUCGUACGAGACGAAAUUAGCUGAUGGAUUAAUCAACGAUCCUGAAUGGAACAAAUAUUUCGAAUACAGAGGAAUUGACUGCGUUCACACCGGUCAGCACCACUAG
Molecule: messenger RNA, 1452 nt
Organism: Daldinia childiae
Lineage: Eukaryota; Fungi; Ascomycota; Sordariomycetes; Xylariales; Hypoxylaceae
Exons: 1
Coding region: 1-1452 (483 amino acids)
Source: RefSeq, a predicted model, not a curated record